This is a messenger RNA of Synchytrium microbalum, 939 nucleotides long. RefSeq lists its product as uncharacterized. The record is from RefSeq and is a predicted model, not a curated record. Bases 1 to 939 code for a protein of 312 amino acids. NCBI's taxonomy places the organism in Eukaryota, Fungi, Chytridiomycota, Chytridiomycetes, Synchytriales, Synchytriaceae. The transcript has 8 exons. Gene Ontology annotation, biological process: regulation of DNA-templated transcription; chromatin organization. Gene Ontology annotation, cellular component: Rpd3S complex; nucleus; NuA4 histone acetyltransferase complex.
AUGACAGCCGACAUGUUAUUCAAGGAAGACGAAAGCGUAUUAUGCUUUCAUGGGCCAAUGCUCUACGAAGCUAAGGUCCUGACGGCCGAAGUAUGGGAAAAUCGCCCUGAUGAAGAACAAAAUGGUCCCCAUUACUUUGUUCAUUACAAGGGAUGGAAGCCAAAGUGGGACGAAUGGGUUCCUGAAGAACGAGUCCUCAAAACCACCGAAGAGAAUAUGAAACGACAAGCUGAUCUCAAAGCUAAUGUCGACGGCGGAAAGAAGGGUAAAGGUGCUGCCGCAAAGGCCCCUGGUGCUGAUGCUGAAAAGAAGGUCGCUGCCCAGAAACGUAAAUUGGAAGAAAUGGCUGCAAAGGAAGAAGAAUUCGUAAAGAGACCGGAAAUCAAAAUACCCAUUCCCGAUGCUCUCAAAGUCCAAUUAGUGGAUGAUUGGGAGAAUGUUACCAAGAAUGGGAAAUUGGUACCACUUCCUCGCAACCCCACUAUAACUUCACUAUUGGAAUCAUAUCGGGAAUCAAUCAAGACUAAAAAGAAUGCUGGUCGUGAUCUUCGAGCAGACGACAUCGUCACUGAAGUUGUCGAAGGCAUCAAACACUACUUUGAACGAUCGUUGGGAAAUGUCUUGCUAUACCGACAAGAACGACAGCAAUAUCAAGAACAAUUGAGGAAGAAUGAUUCGGGAAAGGCUAUGGCUGAUAUUUAUGGUGCUGAGCACUUGUUGAGAUUGUUUGUUCAAAUGCCGAAUCUAAUUGCUCAUACUAAUAUGGAUCAAGAUGCUGCUGAAAUUCUCAAGGAUCAUUUCGUAAACAUUCUCAAUUUCAUGGCUCGAAACCAAAAGGAACUCUUUUUGGAUUACCAAACUAUAUUCACAGCUGGCGAAGAGGCUCAAGCCGCUGGUAAUGCAGGUGCUGCCGCAGAUAUUGAAAUGAAGGAUGCAUAA